CCGCAUCUCCGUCUCUCCUGCACGAUUUCUUCGAAAACAUUGGCCGCCACCGUUCAAGCGGCCCGUACACCGUGCCGCUUUGUUUCCCAUGUCCAGCGACCACGCGUGGAACGAGUCAGAGACGAACGAUACACGCCUCGGCAUGGAGUGGACUCGCGAUAAAACCCUCGAGCUACUGCGCGAGUAUCAACAGAGACGCGUCCUCUGGGACUGGAAUGCUCGCGGCUAUCGGGACCGGACCAAGCGGAAACGUGCCAUCCAAGAGCUCGCCGAGAUACUUUGCUGUAACACGCUCGAAAUCGAGAAGAAGAUCACUAAUCUAAAGUGUCAGUAUUCGAGAGAGGUGCACAAGAUACAAAAUAGUCGAGACGCCGCUACCGGACCCGACGAUGUUUACGUGUCCAAGUGGUUCGCGUUCAAGGCGAUGCAGUUCCUGCAAUUCGGCACACGCAGAUACAGCAAACGGAAGAAGAAAACCGAGGAAGAGACGCCAAAACUGCAAGAGGAGUACAUAGUGAGCGACAUCGAUCCCGAGAGCAUCACCUUCAUAGACUGUAACGAGGAAACGAACGGUUCCGGCACCGGUUCUUUAAACGCCUCGUUGAGCGAGGAUGCGGAGGAAUCAUCGUCGUCGAGUUUGAAAGCGAUGGAGCUUUACAACGGCUCGUCGUUACCGGACCAUUACAAUAGUCCCAUCGGCGAUUUGGACGAGUCUGGGCAAACGAAGGUCGAAACCAGGACGGACGAGCGGAAGAGAACGAAAGAGGAGUUCGCGAAAUUUGCGGAAAGCAUCGCUGUGCAGCUAGCGGAGAUCCCAGACUCUUACUCGAGGUCCGUCGCGAAACUGAGGAUCAAUCAAAUUCUCUUCGAAGCUGAAAUCGGCAUUUACGCGCAAACACGUCGCUAACAAGCGCGACAACAGAGACGCUCUGACUUUAAUCAAUGAUCAAUUGCUGUCCGUACAGCUUUGAUGCUCGAUGAUAAUGAAAUGUUCUGAUGGAGAUAUGGUGAAACGUCCUCGUAAGAUGGGAAAUAUGAAGCUCAAGGUUUCAUCAUGACGAUUAAAAGCCGAUUUAUGGUAUUCGUUUAGGCAUGCGGCAUUCUUUGUCCUUUGAACAAUUACUUUGCGAUGAUAAUUGUUUCACAACUUUUCAGAUAUUACAAAAGAAAAUUGUGAAGUUUUUUUAUACGGACGUGGUCUGUAGAGUACAGAUAUGGCAGUCGUUGAUUUUUAGAAAUUUUUGAGGAUUGGAAAGUUUGAUGGAUUAACAAUCUAAACCUUAGAUUCUAGGGACUUGAUGGCUUGUUUAAAACUUGAAUAUCAAGAAAUUGAUCAAUAUGAAAAUUUAGAGAGUUUAAAAAUUUUCAAGUUUGCAUAUGUGUCCCUGUCCAAAGGAAACCCAGUUGUACCCCAGUGAACGGUUCAAGUAACUACGUUUGGAAGACGUAAACGUACAUACAUUAUUCGCGUAUUGGGUUGAUUAGAAUGUUUUCCUAUUUCCUUCAAAGUUGAUUACCAUAUCGUAUCAUGCGAAACAUUUUCUUUCAAUUGACACAUGUAUGAACGAAUCUGUUAUGCUCUGAUACAAGCUAUUCUAUUUAUAUGACUGUAAUUGAGACCUCAGACGAUCAGUGUAUAUAAAUAUAUUGACAUUAUUUUUCAGCUUUCCAUAUAUUUAUAGUAAAGCAAUAUUGACCACAUUAUUUGUAAAAUAUUUUUGUUAUCAUUUUUAUAUUUGAUGUUAAUAUUCGUGUAUACAUUUUAUUGGCACAGUCUGUACAUAUUGAUCUAUGAAGUAUCCAUAAGAAUAUUUGUUUGAAUGGCGGACACCGCGUGUCUAAACGAAUAAUAUAAAUUGACUUUUAACUGGCUUGUUACCAGCACUCGAACACGUGUUAAUGAUUCAUAAUGAGAAACGUUGAAAUGCAGAAGUAUUUGAAAAUUGAUUAAAUCUGUAUUUAACGAAAAAGCAUCAACGUCAUUAUGAUGUAGGUGCAAGUGCUACGACAUUAUGAAAAUCAUCAGUUAGUGAUCAUUUCGAAAUGCGCGUUUUAAUAGCAUUUCAAAUUUUAUUGUAAAUUCUCAGUUCUUUAUUGGAAAUUCUUCGGAAAGAUAAUACGUACAUUAUUUUUUAUAGGACCACUACAAAUUUAUAUUGCUAUGAUUAAUUUUAUAUUUAAUACGCGUUUAAAAGUUUUACGAAAGUUGUAUAAAUUUCCUGCUAAUUUUAUCUCUUUUAUGCGUUAGAUAAACAAAAUUAGCGAUUGAGAGUGGUAAGAGAAGUUCGGUAUUCAAGAACUUUUAACAAAACGCGUUCAAACGCAUCGAAACAUAAAAUUUCAACGAUAACAUUGUAUAGCGCGACACAAAAAUGGCUGUAAAGUGCGCUGUAAUUUACGCGGUUCGAGUUAUGCCGGGUUCGAGUAUAUAAUUAGCGGAGAAGACGUUUAUUGUGCCGCUCAUUACGAAGCUUCCAAGAAAGCAAAAAAAAAUCGUAUUUAGAAAACUGUUUACACGUAAUGUUAUAUUUUUUCGAUAAUUGUACAAGAUUGAGUUUUCUCCUGGGAGAUAAUCACUUAAGGCCCCAGGAAUAAAAUUCAUUAUUUCCGUAAGUAAAAGUCGACUACGUAUCGUUAGGAUUGCGAAAAAUCAAAAGUAAUAUUAAAUCCUUUUUUAAAAGUAGAAUUUUGCUUGCAAACGUACGCGUAUCUUCGAAAGUUAAUGCGUAUUUUGUAAAAUACGAUCAAAUUGUAUUAUAUUCUAUAGUUUGCAUGAUGAUAAAAUAUAAACGUCUUGCGUUACGGGGCGAACGCUUUCGAAUUAGAAAGACGAAAAAAAGUAAAUUCGCAUUAUAAAUGCCUUGCGUUUAUCAAACAAAAGUGCUCGACACAUGUGUAAUAUUUUUGAACUUGGAUUCAUGAGAAAGACUGUAUUUUAAAUGAAACUGUUUUUCGUGGUCUGGUUUGUCUGGCACGAUAACACCAAUCGAAUAUUUUUUUAAGUGGACUUUCGUCGAUCUUUACGUACAAUCGUCGAAUGAAAUGUUACUCAUAUUCGAUAGAAUAGCGGAUAUGUGAUUUUAGAUGUAAAAAGUAAGCGAAACGUCGUUCGAGUCAGAUUGAAAUGUUCAUAUUGGCGUAACUAGGAAUUAGGGUUUGUUUAUUCUAUUACAUUCUAUUUGUCUAGAAUGUUGGGUGGUUAUACGCGAUCUGACGCGUAGGGAUCAAACAUGUGGCGAUCUGACACACAAAUAUGUAACGUGCGGUAAUCUUAUGCACGACUAAACCUCGGACAAAAAUCUUGCUUACGCCAAUGAACAUUUAUAUCAUGCAAUAAAUCACUUGAUGUUAGAGGAAUAUUAACUUUCUGUUAAAAGUCCAGAAGUAUUAUUUAUUGUGACAAGAAAAUAAUACUGAAUUAAAGAAGUUGCAGACACUCAUUUGACUAUUAUUGAACUUCAAAUUGAUAAAAUAUUGUUGACCAAAUAUUAUUAAUUUCCUCUAACAUUUACUCCUCUUAUGUCACUGAUACAAUCUGUCUCACGAAUAAAAUUAGAUCGUAAACAGUUCAUUGGUAUUGUUUCAGGGCUUUAAAUAGUAGGUCGUAGUAAGCUGUAUAGAUAGCGAACUAUUUUUUAUCAAGAAAAAAUCCCUCCGUAAAAUCGAAGAUAAGUCUUAAACUUGCUUGACUUCCGUUUAAAACAAAUCUACAUAAUGUUUCAUAUCAAUAGACAACAGGUUUUCCAUUAGUAGUUACACAGCGAUGUACGCAAGAAACCGUCAGUCUCCGGUGUAAGUCUUUAUAAUGUAUUCAUUGUUGUUCCUGAUUAUAUGAUAGUUUUAUAUUUUUGUAUUAUUUCUUUUUGAACCAUUUUUGCACUCUGACUUUUUCAAGUAUUGCUCAUUUAGUUACGUCAAUGUUUAUAACUCGAUAUUUAUUAAAAAUUGAAAGUAAUUUACACUAUCAGUGUUCUGUUAAUUGUAGUACUCCUAGAUUUUAAUACUUUUAUUAAAUUAUGAAUGAAUUUCAAAAGCUUUUGACAGCUGUUGAUAUCAAUAAAUCUGUUAACAAAUUUUUAGCCGAUAAGGUAUUAGCACUAAAAUAAUAAUUGCUUUUUUCAUGAAAUAUAUGGAAAAUAGUAACUAGAGUUGAAUAUACCUGGAAGAUAUAUUUGGAAUGUAAAAAGUUCAAAGUUCAAACUCUUGCUUAAUAUUAUUAAGGCAUGUACUUUGGGUACAUUUCAUUUCAAGUCACGAACGUACUAUUUUUGUUUAUCAAAUAUUUCUCUUCGAAUAUCAGUAUUUUUAAUAUUGAAUAAUUAGUAGAAUACAAAAUUGAAAAGUUCAGUGCAUGUUACUAAGUUGUUGAUUUUUUUAUCUCGUUAUAGUCUAUUCGUGUUUCAUAUGUGAGUCUCCAUCAUACACGAUAAUGUAUUGUAAUGUUGAAUUUAACGUUGACAAAAUCGCAGUAUAACUGUUAUUAAAGUUGAUGAUUGAAAGACUAAAAUAAAGAAAAAUGUAAUGUGUGAUUACAAGAUAUUCAAACGCGACAAAUUAACACAAAAAUUGAUGAAAAACGUGUGAAUUAAAUUGGAAAUGUACAAACAUUUUCAACUUGAUAUUCUUUACAGAAGCUGCUGUUAUGCUAUUUUACAUUCUCAUUCUUUGCGAAAUGUUACACAGAUCGGACGACCAAUAAACUUUGCAAAUUUUCAUAUUUUUCAAUUCCUAAGCUCCCAAAUUUUCUAACUUUAUCUAAAUUUGAUUUUUUAAAUUAAAUAUCUUAACUACUCAAAUAUAAAUAUUAACAGUAUUGACAAUAUUGAUCGUCUGAAGUCCUUCUUGUCAAUCUUGAAUUUCAUAGAAACGUAAUUGUGAUUCUACGCGAAAGAAAAUUGACGAUUGAAAGCGUGGAUUAAAAUAUUGUAAGAUAAUUCGUUAUACGGGUUAAUAUGCCAGAGUUAAACUGCGAUCACUGCCUUGAUAUCCCUCGUCUGAAUUUCUCUUCCCUUAGAUAGCGAUUACAAUAUUAAUCCUAGCGUAUCGAUAAGUAUGAUUAAGUUCACUAGUGUAAAAAUUCGUUGUAAAAAGAACAUAGUGGUAAGAUUAUCUAAUUGUAAGUUCAAGAGAAAUCAAGGUGGUUGUUAAAGAAAUUAAUGUUACCGUGUACUUAUGGUUUCCUUCUCAUGAAUUUUGUAAAACUUUUGUAUGUACAUUUGUUUGUUUCCGAAACAAAGAACAUUGGAAUAACUUUGUUAGCUUUAUAUUUGUUACGUUAGAAUUAAUUUUUAAGAAUUAAGAUAAGGAAAGUUCGGUUGAACCCAAAAAUAAAGACUUUACGGAAGUUAUAUUUACACAGACACAAAAAACAAUUCUUUCUUAUGAUAAACUGUCAGAAUUCUUUAUACUAUUUCUUUUUUGUAACAUUUACAGCGUAUCAACGUGCGUUUAACAUUGUAUACUUCUGUUCAAUAAAAUGAUUAGGAAUAAGCGUUC
This is a messenger RNA of Megachile rotundata (alfalfa leafcutting bee), 5496 nucleotides long. RefSeq lists its product as uncharacterized. The record is from RefSeq and is a predicted model, not a curated record. Lineage: Eukaryota; Metazoa; Arthropoda; Insecta; Hymenoptera; Megachilidae.